Messenger RNA from Phycodurus eques (leafy seadragon), 7275 nucleotides. RefSeq names its product serine/threonine kinase 32A (gene stk32a). The record is from RefSeq and is a predicted model, not a curated record. The transcript is spliced from 13 exons. NCBI's taxonomy places the organism in Eukaryota, Metazoa, Chordata, Actinopteri, Syngnathiformes, Syngnathidae. Gene Ontology annotation, biological process: regulation of signal transduction; protein phosphorylation; G protein-coupled receptor signaling pathway. Bases 2602 to 3822 code for a protein of 406 amino acids. Gene Ontology annotation, molecular function: G protein-coupled receptor kinase activity; G protein-coupled receptor binding; ATP binding.
ACUUUUGGAAUGAAGCACACUCAAUGUCUCAUUUGCAUGUUUAAUUUUCUCCCUGGAAUAAAUGCAAAGGUUAUCCUACAGAUUAAUUGCUAAAUGAACAGUUCCUGGCAGGGUGAACAGACCAGUCACGUGAUGUUCUCUGCUCAUUAGUAAGCCACACCGCAACCUCAACCCUAUUGAAUAUUUGCAGCCUAUGUUUUAAAUUAACUGUACCAAUUCCAUCCCACAAUUAAUAUGACAUUAAUGCCCAUGAUGAGUCCAUGGAAAAUUUAUCACCUCAACACACACUGCCGGUAGCAGCAGAUGUGGCAUUUGUAAAGCUGACACUUACAUUGGAGUUUAAAGAGAAAGUGCUUCUGUAUGCAAAAGCUGCUGAACAAGGUUACACUUGACCUGAAAAUAUAAAAGAAUUAUGUGAAAUCUGCUGACAAGGAGAGAGUGUGCAUCUCUCUUUUUGAUGUUUGGUGCUCUCUGCAGUUGAGUACAUAAAUGCCCCCCACCCAUAUUCAUCCAUCCAUCCACCCAUUUUCUAGACCGUUUGUAAUCAUCAAGACCACAGGUGAGUUGGAGCCUAUCCCAGCUGACAGUGGAUUACACCCUGGACUGGUUAUCACGCAAUCGCAGGGCACAUACUAUAUGAGCAACCAUCCACACUUAUUUCUACACCUAUGGACAAGAAUGUGAGAGUAGAUUCAAACCCAGACCCUCCCUACUGUGAGGCACACAUGCUGGUUCAUAAUGGUUCAUAAUGCCAUAUGAGAAACUAAUGCAUUCUGUCUUGUAUCGCAACCAGUUUUACCAAAAACAUACAUAAUGCUCUACAGCAGUCAUUGCCAGACAGGUGAUGACAGUCUGGAGAAAAUACAUAUCAGAAGAAAAGGAGGAUCGAGCACCCGCAAAGUCGUGAAUAAUUGUCAUAAUUUGUAUCAUAAACCCUGUUUAAUGAGCCAUUCAAGAGCAAACACUCGGGUUUCUGUUUCACGUUUAACUGCACUUUCUAACUCUACAGUACAGACCAUCUACUUGUUUGUUUUAAAAUAAAAGCAAACUGUGUCAUUUCAGGAUGUGUGUACCACUGUAGCACAAAUAUUAUUUCACACAACAUGAUCCUUGAAAAAGCUGUCAACACAUCUUGUUUUGUGGAUGUCGCACAGCAAGCAGCAGGUGUGUUGCCGUCGGCUUUUGUCACAACUGGUUAACACCCCUCAUUAUCUCACGCUCUCGCCAGGCAGCUGAGAUGCACAACGGGUGAGUCAUCAGAUGCAGAUUGUGACACUACCUGUAUAUGGCCAAAAGUAUUGGGGCAUUUGCAAUGAAUGCAAGUGGACGUGAUAGAAACCAAAUUCCACUCAGAAGGCAUUCUGUAUCAGAAAUUGGCCUUCCCUAAUCUGUUAGAUUUGCACAAUUAUCCAAAAUGUCCUGGUAAAAGUAACUAAUGGGUUAAUGGAGAUUCCUGAUUGAUUGAGAGGCAAGUCUUAAUUAUUUUGUCCAUAUAGUUUAGCAGUGCCCAACUUUUCUGUGCCCCACAACCCCUACGAAAGUAUAUUAUGAUUAGAAAAUUAAAAUGGCAAAUUUCAGGAAAAAAGUCUAAUGUAUACGCUCAGUUACUACUUACUUAUUAUACAUAAAAUAAAUGCUUUUCAAACCCCCUAUGUUAUGGAGGGGGGGAAACGUGAUGCAGUGUACAGUAUUUUAAUUGCAUUGCUAAAUAUACAACCAACUAUAUCUUUUUGUUAUACUAUGCAGGAUUUACAGGAUCUUGGGGGUUUCAUAGUCAAGGUUAUCUGCUUAAUAUGCAUAAUGCAUUAUUGAUAAAUCAAGUGAGAUUUAUUAGUAAACAAAUAAUCCACAACUCCAAUUAAUGCUAAAAUGUAGGUUCAUGUUGUACCGUUUUCUAUCAAUAGAGGGAGCCAUUUUCACAAACAGUACUGUAUAUUCUUACUGACUCCAUGAAUGAGCACAAUGCUGAGGCUAUGCAAAAUGUUCUCCUAAUCCCAUAAAGAUUUGAACUGUGACUGACUUUCGCCUUUCCUUAACUCACAAGGAGGCAAACGCAUUUUCAAACCAGGACCAGGCUGCUGAGGCAGCUGAGUUGCCUGACUCUAUCUCUGUCCAGGUCAGUCCUUGUCCAUGUCACCCCCAAAUGUCUGUGAGGAGGCUGGUCUGGUAAGUGACGCCGGUCAUUUCAGUCACUGUGUGCUGGAGGGCGGACGAUCCACGCGAAGAUGGAGGUCUCUCAGUGAGUGUUUUGGAAGGACAUAUGAUGUGUGCACAGUUAGACACUCAGUCACCAGAGGGUCACAACCACAUCAACCAGUCUUCUCCUGGGCCUGUCAGAGACGCUCAUCCAGACAUUAGUGAAGACAGGACAGCAAUUCUCGAAGGGCGAUUGAAUGUGUUUGCAUGACUCCGAACAGCUAUAGUAUAAUGCUCAGCCUUCCCAUAAAGAUGCGGGGUAACAUGCAUGUGUCAAGGUUGAGAAGUCUAGCCUAGUGUGUGUGUGUGGGGAGAAGUAGUGCUGACCAGGCUAUGCGUGCGUCCCGCCUUUGGAUGCUGAGUUGAGCGACGGGAGCUGAACCGGAGGCUGACUGAGGAGUCGCCAUGGGGCUUGGACAGUCCAGCAAGUCUCCCAUCACGGGUGACACCGAUGAGGUCAAUUUUGACCAUUUCCAGAUCCUCAGAGCAAUAGGAAAAGGAAGCUUCGGAAAGGUUUGCAUUGUGCAGAAGAAAGACACUAAGAAGAUGUACGCCAUGAAGUACAUGAACAAGCUGAAAUGUGUGGAGCGUAACGAAGUAAGGAACGUAUUAAAGGAGCUGCAGAUCAUGCAAAACCUGGAGCAUCCUUUCCUGGUGAACAUCUGGUAUUCCUUCCAGGAUGAGGAGGAUAUGUUCAUGGUGGUGGACUUGCUCCUUGGAGGAGAUCUGCGUUAUCACCUGCAGCAGAACGUCCAUUUCUCCGAGAGCACGGUCAAACUGUACAUCUGUGAAUUGGCCUUGGCCCUGGGAUACCUGCGCUCCAAGCACAUCAUACACAGAGACAUCAAGCCUGACAACAUACUACUGGAUGAACACGGUCACGUCCAUCUAACAGACUUCAACAUUGCCGCCAUUGUGAAAGAGGACCUCAAAGCGACAUCUAUUGCAGGGACCAAACCAUACAUGGCUCCAGAGCUAUUUCAGAUCUUUGAAGGCUCCCAUCCUGGUUAUUCUUUCUCAGUGGAUUGGUGGUCACUGGGCAUCACAGCUUACGAGCUGCUCAGAGGGCAGAGGCCGUAUGUGAUGAGGUCCAGCACCCCAGCCAAUGAGAUCCUUCACACCUUCCACAAGGUGCACCUCAGCUUCCCAGCAGUGUGGUCCUCAGAGAUGAAGUCUCUUCUGAGAAAGUUGCUGUGCAUUGACGUCCAGAAGCGCAUUUCCUGUCUGGCGGAGCUGCAGGAUCUGGACUACAUGUCGGACGUCAGCUGGGACAUUGUGCUCAAUAAACAGAUUCCUCCGGGCUUUAUACCCAAUAAACGGCGACUAAACUGUGAUCCUACAUUUGAGCUGGAAGAAAUGAUUUUGGAGUCCAAGCCUCUUCACAAAAAGAAAAAAAGGCUCGCCAGAAAGACCAGGGACCAGGGUUCCGACGGGUCACCACAGAAUGGUCAGUUGCAGCAACGUUUGGAUAACGUCCAGAGAGACUUUAUUAUCUUCAACAGAGAAAAAUCAAGGAAAGCAGAGUCGGAUUUAGACUCAGCUGAACUGUCCACAAGCAACAAGAACAAAGCAAUAGAGGACGGUCGGAACAACAAUGUGGAACCGGUCGCUUUUUUGUCAGGAUAGGACAACCGGACUUGAGUUCUCCCCCAACCUCCAACCCAUCUUGACUCGCUUAUCUCUCACCACUGCGUGUGGAUCAGCUCCUACUGUAUAGUGUCCUCCCCAGCGCAAGCACACUGACGUUAGUGGGCUGCUAUGUUGCCUCAACAAACAUUGCAAAGACUCGACAAAUACAAAACUGACUCUUAAUGGACAUUGUGGCAGGAUUUUUGGCUUCUUUUUUGUCUCACCUUGAAGAACUUUAUAUGUACAGUAAGGCACUUCCUACUCCUUUACACGAGACUGUCACGCCUAUGGAGCAAAUGUGGUCGCAGUCUAAAUAUGCUGCUGAACAUUUUGUCUAGAUCAAGUUUUAAUUCAACUUGAGGUGGACGGUGGUAUCAGGACUUUGGUCAGGAAUGGUAGUCCACCUUUAAGCUAGUGGACAUGGUUUUGAUUUGAAGGUUUGUACUACUGCUCUACUUGUCUGAAGCAGUUUUUCCCAACCUGUAUUGAACCAAGACGCAUAUUUUACAUGAGAGAAAUCUCACGGAACACCACCAAACAAAAUCUAUUUCCUGAAGUAAUGAUGAUCUGGUCUCAAUUUACUCACCAAAAUACUUAGUCUGAAAUCUGAGCCUGUUUAGUUGAAGACAAAGCUAUCAUUCUGUUGUAUGAUUGGCAACAUGGAUACACAUAAUUGUCCCUUCUGCUAUGAAGUGGAAGAGCAUUUAAUUGUUUUGCCUGUCACUAUAUGUGGCUGGCAUAGAUAGAUGAACAAAGAUGCUUUAUUCGUAGUAAAUAAAUAUUUUCAGACCAAUUAAGUGAAAUUGCCGCAGCACAUAGGUUGGGAAUCACUGGUCUGGAGCACAAACUCUUUUGAUUUUGAAGGACACGAGAUAGCUGAGGUUAUAAUGGUUGAAUGUGUACAUGUUCCGCUUUUGUCCUCCUCACAAAAUGUUUAAGCAUCUUCUUGAAACUUAACUGUCAGAGCAAGCAUACUAUUGAUUUUCAAUAUCUAACCAUGUUAAAUGUAGCGGCGGUUGUUCUUACUGGUCAUUUUAAAACACUUUGGCUUUUCACCACAAAUGUGUCGAGGCACUAGCUGUGUAAAUAGUGAAUUAUCAUAUUGUAGCAGUGUGACAAACAAAGUAGAGCGAUGAAGGAUAUGCAGCAUUUUGUCUUCUUUAAAAAAAAAUGUGUUACUGCCCAGAAAGAACAGUUUAUCUUCCACCAAUCAACCAGACUAUAGUGUGCUCGCUCUGCCCUUUUGGUACCCCGACAGAAGUGCCAAAAAAGUGGUAUGGAUGGGAUCUUUUGGCACCUUUUCCAACUUUUCACAAUGGAAACAAAAAUGUGUCCUGUCUAGUAUGCUGAAGGUAUCUUAUUUGUCCUCGUUGGUCGUUUGUGACCUCUUUCUUUGAAAGCGUGUAGACCCGGGUCUACACACUUUCAUCUUAAAGGAGAUGAUUAUGCUUUUUUUUUUUUUGUACCACAUUUUAAAAUGGUCUGUCUGUGAUAUCCAUCCAUUCAUCCAUUUUCUGAGCCCCUUCUCCUCACUAGGGUCGCGGGCGUGCUGGAGCCUAUCCCAGCUAUCAUCAGGCAGGAGGCGCGGUACACCCUGAACUGGUUGCCAGCCAAUCGCAGGGCACAUCCUUUUGUCAAAAUAUACCAAGGAUCAAGAUGUGGAGACACUUCACACCGCUUAUUUCUGGUUUGCUGAAAUUCGCACAUUCGUGUGUUUAAGUGAGCGACGGCAGUCCCCUCCCAACAUCCUGCUGAGCCAAUGGCGAGUUCAGAUUCAGAAUAAAAAAUCAGGAGCGGAACACAGCGUGUGGAGACAAAAAGCCAAAAGCGUUUUUAUGCGUGGAGGCAUCACUUCGUAAACUACACUAGGUGUAUGUGGUGCCGGGACAUGUCAACAAACACCCCACCACCACUUCCGCGUCGAUAACUUUACUGCGCAAUCAAGUAUGUGCCACUUUACAGAAUGCAGCUCUGCUUACAUUUUUGCUUUGAAGUACUGCUUCAGACAGUGUAGUCUGGCAGUUGCUUGAAGGUGGCUCUGGAACUUUGCCCAGCCUACCUGAUCAUGAAAUGUAGGGUUACUGCAGUUAUUAUGUAAAUUAGCCCCGCUGUUACAUAGCAAUGCAGAAAUGUUUAUUCAUAAACACAUUUAGAACUAGGUAAAUAGUAAAAAAGUUUACUGAUUUAAUUUCACUCUUAAUGGGUGUGCAGGCAGUCCAGAGACCCAACUGCAGUGUUCCUGCGCUACUUGCCAAGUAUAUAUGCCACAAGAUUGCGGCAAAGCACUUUUUUUUUAUUACACAGGGCUAUGUCCUGACUACAUGAAGCACCUCCACUCACUUCAACAUAGUCCCUUGGCACCAAAAUAAUACUUUUAUAUCAGGCAGGACUUGGGUCUGAGCACAAAAACAGCAAAGGUUUCCAGAAACUCCUAAACAAUUACAGUAAAGUCAUUUUUCCAUAAUAAGGAAGGAACAAUUCCCGCAACUGAUUUCUUUGUAUGAAUGCCUCAGCUGAUCAUAGCUGCACACCAGAAUUAGAAUCAGAAUCAUCUUUAUUUGCCAAGUAUGUCCAAAAAACACACCAAGAAUUUGUCUCCGGUAGUUGGAGCUGCUCUAGUAUGACAACAGACAGUCAAUUGACAGAGAACACUUUUGAGACAUAAAGACAUUGACAUUGAGAAAAACAGUCACUGAGCAAUAAAGGGUUGCAAGCUAUCUGGUAAUGCCAGUACAAUUUAUUAUUAUUAUUUUUUUUUAUUUUUUUUUACAUUUGUGCAAAAAGAUUCAGAGUCCGCCAGCACUUAGAGCAGUUCGAAUGACUAAUCUCGCAAUAGUCCGGUGCAAUGACCAUUGUGCAAAAGGCGCCGAGACUUCAAGGAGUGUAUGCAGUUUAAAGUGACGAGUAGCGCGAUAAUCUGGGACAAUGUCGAUUGUGCAAAUGUUGCAGAUACUCCUCAGUCAGUGUGCAAAUGGGGCAAAUGCUACUCUGGCAUGAGUGGCCAGUAUUGGUCAACAACAGAUAUGCAAAUAGUGCACCGUGGCGAGAGUAAUAUAUAAUUGGCCCGACAGAAAUGUGACAACAAACUCAAGACAAAAUAUUUGGCAGCAUGUUGCAAUGGAAUUGUCGGUUAGCUGUAUAAGAAGUUGAUUGCAAGAGGGAAGAAGCUGUUGGAAUCUCUGCUAGUUCUAGUUUGCAUUGAUCGGUAGCGCCUAGCUGAGGUAAGGAGCUGGAAGAGCUAGUGACCAGGAUGUGGAGGGUCCAAGAGGAUUUUCCAUAUAUCAAUUGCGGAAGAAGUGCUGAUGCUGUGUGUGGAUGAGGUGGUCUCUCCCAGCCUCACCUGCUGUGUCGUGCCCGUCAGGAAGCUGUAAAUCCACUGGCAGAUGGCAGGCGAGACGCUGAGCUGGAGAAGCUUGGAGGAAAGGAGUUCAGGGAUGAUGGUGUUGAACG